Molecule: messenger RNA, 3138 nt
Organism: Arachis duranensis
Lineage: Eukaryota; Viridiplantae; Streptophyta; Magnoliopsida; Fabales; Fabaceae
Exons: 3
Coding region: 1-3138 (1045 amino acids)
Source: RefSeq, a predicted model, not a curated record
AUGAUACGUUGUCCAUGUCCGAAGUGUGGUUUCCGCCUCUUACAAAAUAGAGAGGAUGCGUUCGAUCACUUGGUGAUCAACCCUUUCCUGUCUACUUACACAUUUUGGAUCCAUCACGGUGAGAGACGCGAGGUCGAGCCUUCUUCUGACGGACAAGAAGAUCAAUCUGAACAACAUUUCAACGCCCCGAUGCUUGAUAUGGUCCACGAUGCAUUCAACUUCCCAGGACUUCCCGGUCCCGAAGAAGACUCGGAGAAUGAACCGGAUGGCGACGCUAUGGAUGAGUUGCCUAACUUAUACAAUGAACCUAGUCGAGAGACCCGCAACUUUCACGACUUACUCGAAGACGGGAAGCAUGAGUUAUACCCAGGAUGUUCAAAGUUCUCUAAGUUGUCUUUCUUGGUGAGGCUCUAUCACAUUAAGUCCAUGUGCGGAGUGAGCGAUAAGGCCUUUGGAAUGAUAUUGGAGUUGCUCGCGGACGCGUUUGAGCAUGCCCGGAUUCCAUCCACUGUGCAUGAUGCCAAAAAAGUCAUAAGAAGACUCGGACUCGAGUACAAGAAGAUAGAUGCAUGUCCAAAUGACUGCAUGCUAUACAAGGGCAACGACCAAGAGCUGACAAAAUGCAAGCAGUGUGGGACAUCGAGAUGGAAGCAUAAGACUAAGAAGAACUCUAGGGUGAGGAUCAAGAUGGUUGUCAAGAAGAACGGCAAACCACAAGCUGCGAAGAUUCUUCGUUACUUCCCCCUUAUUCCACGAUUGCAGAGGUUAUAUAUGUCUAGUAAGACAGCCGUUGACAUGCUGUGGCAUAAGAGAGGUCCUAACUUUGAUGGUAUGUAUAGGCAUCCAAGGAACGCAAAGGCAUGGAAGUCAUUUGACGUACGAUAUCCCGACUUCUCUCGUGAUCCGCGUAGUGUUCGCCUAGCAUUAGCUAGCGAUGGCUUUAACCCUUUUGGGAACAUGAGCUCGAAGUACUCAAUUUGGCCAGUGGUUCUUAUCCCGUAUAACAUGCCGCCCUGGAUUUGCAUGAAACCCACUUUGUGUAUCCUCUCUAUGAUUAUUGCUGGUCCUAAAAUGCCUGGAAAUGACAUAGAUGUGUACCUAGAGCCGUUGAUCAAUGAGUUGAAGCAAUUAUGGAGGGGUGUUGAAACUUAUGAUGCAGUCGAGAAAAAAACCUUCAAGAUGCAUGCUGCGUUGAUGUGGACAAUCAGUGAUUUUCCAGGCUUGGGGAACUUAUCUAGGUGGAACACGUACGGUGGGAGAGCCUGUCCUGCGUGCAAUUUGGAUGCUGAAACUAACCGCCUUACACACAGCCAAAAAUGGUGUUUCAUGGGUCAUCGUCGCUUUCUGAAUCAUGACCACAAAUACAGAAAAGACCGGUACUCCUUUGAUGGAAAGAUAGAGGAUAGAGGUCCACCUAUUAGAGUCUCUGGUAGAGACAUUAUCCGGCAGUUAGAGGGUGUGCAUGUCCAAUUUGGCAAGGUGCAAUCGGUUACGGGGAAAAGGACACGCGGACAGCAAACUCCCAUGCAAGACGAGACUCCUUGGAAGAAGAGGAGUAUAUUCUUUGAGCUGCCAUAUUGGGAGAACAAUGAAUUGCGUCACAACCUUGAUGUCAUGCACAUAGAGAAGAAUGUGUGCGACAACAUAGUAUUCACCAUAAUGAACGAGAAAGGUAAGUCUAAAGACCACAUUAAAGCUAGAAGAGACCUCCAGUCGAUGGGAAUCAAGCAUGAUUUGUGGCCACGGGAAGAUGGAAAAUACCCAUUUGCCAUCUUUACUAUGACAAAUCCACAGAAAGAGCUCUUUCUAAGGACUAUCAAGAACGUAAUCUUUCCAGAUGGAUACGCUAGCAACAUUUCCCGCUGUGUGGAUUUACGACAGCGCAAGUUGUCGGGACUGAAAAGCCACGACUGUCACAUUUUAAUGGAAUAUCUACUUCCAAUCGCGUUAAGGAAUGCAUUGCCUCUCCAAGUGUCUUCUGUCCUGGCGGAUUUGUCAUCAUUUUUUCGUCGAUUAUGCAGCAAAUCCAUAGACCCUCAACAACUUCCUCUCCUUCAGAAUCACGUGGUUCAUACUCUGUGUCGCAUGGAGACGAUUUUCCCUCCUUCUUUCUUCACAGUGAUGGUUCACUUGACAGUUCAUCUGGUCGAGGAGGUGCGUCUCGGUGGCCCAGUGCAUUAUCGGUGGAUGUACCCAAUUGAACGGUACCUAUGCUGUCUCAAGCAGUACGUGCGUAACAGAUCACAACCAGAGGGCUCAAUUGUAGAGGGAUACUUAUCCGAGGAGAUUCUCGUAUUCUGUUCAAGGUACUUAGAUAAUGUUGAGAGUAGGAUUAAUCGACCAUCCCGUGUUGACGAUCGACCGCGUGAAGUCAUGCCCGAUGAAAGUGCAACCAUGUUCCCAGAGGUUGGAAAGGCGGUCGGGGCUACUUCUUUUUACACCCUCACACCAGUUGAAAAAUUACAAGCUCACCGUCACGUUACAUUGGGAAGCAGCAUGCACCCAAACGAAUUGCAGUGGCUUGCAUGUGGGCCCAAUGUUCAAGUUAGCCGCUAUACAUCCUACAACGUAAAUGGAUUUAAGUUCAGAACCCUAUUGAAAACCCAAAAUAGUGGGGUGUAUGUCACUUUUGACACUAGGAGUUACGCAAGCAAGCGCGAUAGUAAUGUUGCCGUUGGUAGCGUCUCGUAUUACGGAAAACUAGUGGACAUCAUUGAGUUAAAUUACAGUGGUCAAUUCACAGUCAUCUUGUUUAGAUGUAUCUGGGCAAACACCACAACUGGUAGAAGUAUAAAACAAGACUCUUUGGGACACACGGUGGUUAACUUCUCUCAUCCAAUUCAUGCCGGUGAUCGAGAAGAUGAUGAACCGUACAUUCUUGCAUCCGAGGCUCACCUAGUAUACUAUGUCGAAGAUGACGCUGAUAAAGAAUGGAGUGUGGUAAUCCAUGUGAACCCAAGGGACAUGUUUGAAAUGGGUGAAGAUAUAGGACAGUGUAACUUCGAAUUUUCUCCCCAACCGAUCCUGACUGGGUUGGCUGAGUUUGACAUCGAAGGUUUGUCAUUGAGACGGGACGACAAUUUGGAGGAACCAACCACUGAUGCCAUCGAUAAUUGCGACGAGGCUGCCUAUAUAUAG